CGAGUUGAAGAUACCCGUUUGGCCACUUCCUUCUCUUCUCCAAUACCCGGCGCAAUAAACGGGUUUCUUCAUGUGCUUCCUCUCUAUAUUUAUACCCACCUUUCCCAUUCUCCCACAUUCCCUUCGUUUUCCCUUCCACCAAGUUUGCAACAAAAACACCAAAGAUUAUUAUUAGUCACCAAAUCUCAAACCAUGGGAAAUUGCAUCACGGUUCACCACAACAGCAACAAAAUCGCCUCCCUCUCGCCACAAGACGACGACAAUUCGGAGCAGUUGGAGCUGGCACAGAAGCUGAUGAAGAUCAAGAGGAGGAAGACCACUAGUGCUGCUCCUACUAGGUUCUCGGCCGUAGCCACGGAGAAGAAGCAGAAGCAGAAGAAGAGUGUGAGGUUCGUCAAAAGAGGUGACGACGACGAGGAGGAGCGUGGUGAAGAUGGAAGGAAGAGGUCACCGACGACGGCGGCAGUGAGGAUUCGAGUUCUGGUGACAAAAAAUGAGUUGAGGGAGAUCCUGAAGCAGCACAGGGAGGAGCUGAGGUCGUCUUCCUUGGAGGAGCUGGUGAGGGCGGUGAAGCUGAGAGAGUAUCGCGGGAGGUUUGGUUCGAAAGGGAGGAGAAUGGAAGAUGGUGGUGGUAAUUGUGAAGAUGGUGUGUGGAGGCCGGCUUUAGAGACGAUUCCGGAGGAUCAUUAGCCACCAGAGUUUGAAGGGUGGCUAAAGAAGAGAAAAUAUUAUUACGCUAAUUAGUAACUAAUUAUAUUAUGGUACAUCUGGCUCUCCCUUUGAUGUUUUUAUUAGUCGGGUUGCGAGAGAUGCCUAGCUAGUUUUAUCGUAUUUAUGUUGGGGGGAUGUUAACUUAAUUACGGUAUCAUGUUUAUUAAUGAGCUUGUGUUUUUUUAGUAUGGUGGUUAAUUAGCGACUACUUUGUUUAGAAUUCUAACGAUGGAUUGUUGAUGUUAUUAUGUUUUCAUGAAUUUGGUUCUAAUUUGAUAUUUGACUGGGUUAUGUUAAUAAGAUGUGCAGUUGUGC
Messenger RNA from Linum trigynum, 1026 nucleotides. NCBI's taxonomy places the organism in Eukaryota, Viridiplantae, Streptophyta, Magnoliopsida, Malpighiales, Linaceae. The record is from the annotation of a GenBank genome assembly.